This is a messenger RNA of Chenopodium quinoa (quinoa), 1753 nucleotides long. RefSeq names its product transcription factor MYB3-like. The transcript is spliced from 3 exons. The record is from RefSeq and is a predicted model, not a curated record. Lineage: Eukaryota; Viridiplantae; Streptophyta; Magnoliopsida; Caryophyllales; Amaranthaceae. The coding region runs from base 170 to 1312 and encodes 380 amino acids.
CUACUUGAAUUUUACUCAUUUAAUUCUUCUUUCUUCUUGAUUAUUCUUAAUAAAUUCUAGUUUAAUUAGUUUCUUGUAUUUUGUAAGCCACUUAUUAAAAAGUGUGGAAUGAACUAACUAGAUAUCUAGCAAUUCAAGGACUAGUGAAUACUUGUGUAUAGCUACAAAAAUGGUGCACCAUUCUUGUUGUAAUCAACAAAAGGUUAAGAGAGGGCUAUGGUCACCCGAGGAAGACGAGAAGCUCAUGCGAUAUAUUUCUACACAUGGCUAUGGUUGUUGGAGUGAAGUCCCUGAGAAAGCUGGGCUUCAAAGAUGUGGCAAGAGUUGUCGUUUACGAUGGAUCAACUACUUAAGACCUGAUAUAAGGAGAGGAAGGUUCACUCCAGAAGAAGAGAAAUUGAUCAUCAAUCUUCAUGAAGUUGUAGGCAACAGAUGGGCACAUAUAGCAAGUCACUUACCAGGAAGAACAGACAAUGAGAUUAAGAAUUAUUGGAAUUCAUGGAUCAAGAAAAAGAUCCGAAAGCCCAUGUCUUCCUCCACAUCGUCUGCCCCUUCAACUAUGAACACAACCACCACCACCACCACUUCCGCGCAAGCCCAUGCAUCCAUCAGCUCCUCUAAUUACCCGUUUAUCAUAAGGUUUGGACCCGACCCAAUUCACAGGGUGAAUCAAGAUGGGCCCACAAAGGAGGGCACAAUAUCCACACAAGAAAAUAACACAACCCUAAUCCCUUCCUCUUGUCCCUUAUUCAUGUUCGACACAAGUACCCAAAUCGACCCUGUUAUUGGUGACAACAUUGGUAUUACUAGUAGUAAUGCCAUGGGGUUAAGUACAUCUUAUCAACAAGAAGUUUGGAAUUCUUGUAACAUGCCAAUAUUCACUAAUAUUGGCACUACUACUAAUAUGCCAAUAUUUACUAACUGCACCACUAGUACUAUAAGUACUAUUAGUGGGUUGGAUUUAAUUACUAACAAUAAUAGCAAUAAUUAUAUGCCAAGUUUGGUAGAUAGUAUGGAUAGCAUGGUUCCAAAUGAGGUACAAUCAUGUACAAGUGAAGGUAUUGAUCAAGAACAUUAUCGAAUGGCGGUAAAUCAAUGCGUGCCAAGGCAACAUGACAACGAUCAUCAUGAUCAAUUGGUGGGUGUUAAUGGAUGGGCGAUGAUUGAAUCACAAAGUUGCCCUAGUUUAUUAUUUUGGGAUCAAGUUGAAGGUUUGACUCUUAAUAAUAUUGGUGAUGAGGAGCAUCAACUUGGACCGUCUUCAUCGUCGAACACAGGAACAUUCCUUUCUUCUUUCCCUUCUCCUUUGUGAGGAAUUGAUCUGCAAAAUGAUCGAGCUACAGAGUUUACUGAUUUUUCUUUCAAUUCAAACAAAGGGCUUGAUUUGGAGGAUUUUUUUUUUUUUUUUUUUUUUUUUUUUUUUUUGGGUUUGAUUUUUUAUUGCUUAUUUAUAUAUACAAUGGUUGAGUGUGGUGAGGUGCUAACUUGAAGUUUGUAUAAAUGAUGUGAUGUACUCAUUAAUUUUUUUAUGGUAAGUAGAAGGGGACUCAUUUGAGGAGGAAGAUAAGGAAAAUCCCUCAAAUGAGUUUUAUGAGAUUUGAUCCAUAGAUCACAGGGAUUUGAGGUGUGAAGCGACGCCACUAUUCCACCUUAACUUUAUACUAUGUAAUUCAUAAUACGUAACUAUACAUAAAGUGUAUUCUUUUUAUUUUUACUUUAGUCGAAAUACAAAAUGAUAAAAGGAAUUCAACAG